AUGAAGGCCCUCUUUCUGUUCGCUGUUCUCUUCUGUUUGGUCCAAAUGAACUCAGGGGACAUUCCACCUGGAAUUAGAAAUGUUAUCUGCCUUAUGCAACAUGGAACCUGCAGACUUUUUUUCUGCCAUUCUGGUGAGAAAAAAGCUGAAAUCUGCUCCGAUCCCUGGAAUAGGUGCUGCAUACCACAUACAGAGGAAGAAAAAAAAUAA
Messenger RNA from Eubalaena glacialis (North Atlantic right whale), 210 nucleotides. RefSeq names its product sperm associated antigen 11B (gene SPAG11B). Gene Ontology annotation, cellular component: extracellular region. Gene Ontology annotation, biological process: antimicrobial humoral immune response mediated by antimicrobial peptide. NCBI's taxonomy places the organism in Eukaryota, Metazoa, Chordata, Mammalia, Artiodactyla, Balaenidae. The coding region runs from base 1 to 210 and encodes 69 amino acids. The transcript has 2 exons. The record is from RefSeq and is a predicted model, not a curated record.